Molecule: messenger RNA, 1818 nt
Organism: Thunnus maccoyii (southern bluefin tuna)
Lineage: Eukaryota; Metazoa; Chordata; Actinopteri; Scombriformes; Scombridae
Gene: rusf1
Product: RUS family member 1
Exons: 14
Coding region: 446-1735 (429 amino acids)
Source: RefSeq, a predicted model, not a curated record
AUAAUAUGCCAUCCCAAUUAAACCAGUCAACCAGAAUAAUGUUGUUUUGGAACCAAGAUUUAAAAAAAUAUAGAUUUGUGUUGAUACAAAAUGUCCUUAUUGUUCCAUUUGAAAUAUGUAUGAGGUGAGAAAUUAUGCUUGUAGAUAAGAGACCUUGAUGAAAAGCAGGUAAUUUUACUGGAAAUUGAUCGGUAUUAUAAUUGCACGUAAGGCGCUUCAGAGUAGGAGCGACUCUCUCUGUGACGUAACCGUAGCUCCGCCUUCAAAUGCCAGCGGACCAAUGAGGAAGCUCCAAGCCGUGAAGGCGGAAAAAAACCCGGAAAAACACGACAGGAGAGUAGGACACGUCGGCUGUUGACAGUAAAAUGCCAUCUUCUCAUUAAAUGGACUUUAACUGAAUUUAAUCCAGUUUAUUUCAGUCUGUUUCUCGCUCCCAGCGGUUGAAAUGGAGGGAGGUACAGGUGUGGUUUUGGCCACAGAGAGAUACGGCCGAGCAGAGUCCUGGAAGUAUUCAGCAAAGGAUGGAGUGAUGGAGAGAAGGAGAGAUGGGAGGGAAGGGGAAUCGAGAGGAAACUCCAUUGUUGGAGUCUUUAAAAGUGUCUUUCUGCCUCAAGGCUAUCCAGAGAGUGUCAGCGGGGACUAUCUGCAGUACCAGUUCUGGGAUACUGUGCAGGCUUUCUCCAGCUCUCUGUCGGGGACUUUGGCCACUCAGGCGUCUCUUAAAGGCGUUGGGGUUGGAAACCAAGAGGCAACAGUCGCUGCAGCCACAGUCACCUGGUUAUUAAGAGAUGGAACCGGCAUGUUGGGAAGAAUCCUCUUCGCCUGGCGGAAAGGGAGUAAACUGGACUCUGAGGCCAAAAAGUGGAGACUUUUUGCUGAUAUUCUCAACGACAUCGCCAUGUUCAUGGAAAUAUUGGCUCCGUUCUUUCCUGCUUUCUUCACCUUGAUUGUCUGCACUGCAGGAAUAUUUAAGUCCAUCGUCGGAGUGGCAGGUGGAGCGACCAGAGCUGCUCUGACCGUUCAUCAGGCUCGUAGAGACAACAUGGCCGACAUCUCCGCCAAAGACGGCAGUCAGGAGACUCUGGUGAAUCUGGCCGGACUGCUGGUCAGUUUGCUGCUGAUUCCCCUCGUCACUGAUAAUCCAGUACUGACUCUCAGCCUCUUCUUCCUCUUCACCGUCCUUCACCUCUUUGCCAACUACAAGGCAGUGCGCUCGGUUGUCAUGGAAACCCUCAACGAGGCACGGCUUGCGAUCGUGCUGCAGCAGUACCUGAGUGACAAGCGGAUCCUGAGUCCACAAGAAGCCAAUCUGAAAGAACCGGUUUUCUUGGAGUUCAGGAAAACGGUGCCAAUCAAACUCGGCGUGAGGCUGCAGGAGGUUGUUCAAAGUCCAGAGGAACUUAAUCUGGCUCUGAAGGAUAACAACAUGCCUUAUCUCUUAGGAGUGAGAAACGGCUCCGUCUGUGUUUGUUUGGGACCAGACGCAUCAGUACGAGAUGAAAUCAGAGCAAUGUGUCAAGCUGUGUGGCUCCAAAGUAUGUUGAGCUCUGCAGCUUCCAGAGAACCUCCGACACAAAAACAAGGUCACUGGGAAAUGGUGCAUGAGAGUCACAAGAUGAUGGAGACAAUUUUCAGUCAGUUUCUCAAAGGCGUGGAAGCUGCAGGAUGGGACGUAAAUCGAACUCUGCUGGACUGGGAUGAGUGGAGGGUUGAAUGGAAAACAAAAAGCAACUGAGCUGUGAAACAUCUGCAGCUGUUCUCAUUGUUUAUAUCAUAUUGUUCAAUGUUUAUUAAACAAACGGGACCUCGGAUGAUUCA